Molecule: messenger RNA, 5988 nt
Organism: Chaetura pelagica (chimney swift)
Lineage: Eukaryota; Metazoa; Chordata; Aves; Apodiformes; Apodidae
Gene: AKAP12
Product: A kinase (PRKA) anchor protein 12
Exons: 4
Coding region: 1-5988 (1995 amino acids)
Biological process (GO): signal transduction; regulation of protein kinase C signaling
Cellular component (GO): cytoplasm
Molecular function (GO): protein kinase A binding; calmodulin binding
Source: RefSeq, a predicted model, not a curated record
AUGACGGUUGGACAGACAGAACAUUCCAGUGCAACUUUGAAGGAAGACACUGGAACUAUGGAGACACGUCCAUCUGACUCAAGUGCCAGGGAUGGUGUAGAUGCGGAGAAGGAGGAUGCUCAUACAGUUAAUCAGUUGGAAGAAGACGCAGAGGACGUUGACCAUGCAUCUGAGCCACAAUCUUAUGAUCUGGGUUUUAAAAAGGUUUUUAAAUUUGUUGGAUUCAGAUUCACAGUAAAGAAGGAAAAGACAGGAAAAUCGGAGCCAGUUCAACUCCUUACCGUAAAAAAAGAAACAGAAGUCCUUGAAGGAGCUGAUGAUCAAAAAGAAGUCAGCUCAGAAGAAACAGCAGUGCCUGAGGAUGCACGCUCUGCAGAAGAUAACACCAAAGACACACUGAAAAAUGAAAAAACGGAAGAUGAAUCUCCUAAAACACCAGAAGCAAAUGAGAUUUGUUCUCAGUCAGCUGCCUUAGCCACUGAUACUGCAUCACCCUUAAGAAAAUUUUUUACUCAGGGAUGGACUGGGUUUAGAAAAAAGAAGAGCUUUAGAAAGCCUAAGGAAGAUGAACUACAGUCUCCUACAAAAGAAGAGGAGCAAGAAAAAGAGGGAGCAACAUUAAAAACUGAAACCAGUGAAAAGGAGGAGAAAUCUGAGUUUGAGAAGCAAGGUGAAGAGAAGAAUGUGACGGCAGUAACUAUUGAAGUGCAUGAGAAGGAGCAAACUGAAGGUGAAAAACAAGCACCAAAAAAGAUUGUGGCAGCCAUAGGAGUUGAAGGAUGUGAGAAGGAAGAGCUAAUCAAGCAUGGUGAUCAGGGACAAAAAGAGGGUGUAGAGGCAGCAGCUGUUAAAGAAAGUGUGAAGGAGAAAAAAUCUGAAGAUGAUAAUGAAGAAAGGAAACUGUUGGAAGUGUCAGAAGAUCUUGGUAAAAAGGAAGGAAAAACUGAAGAGAAAGAAAGUGAGGUGACAGAGAAACCGCUAAAAGCAGAGUCUGUGGUACCUGUUAUCAAUGCUAGUGUGAAUGGAGAAUUGGAAACAUCCUCAGAACUACCUGAGGUAGAAGAAACAGAGUCACUUGGAGUCAAGCAUGAAAUACAGGAGAGAGCUGAAAUAUCCUCUGAAGAGAAACUUGAAGCAGGAUCUUUGGCAAUUAAAAUUUCUGGUGAACAGCUUAAAAAAUCUGAAGGAAGGGAAGAAAGUAAACCUGCUCCACUGGCGAAAGAAGUAUUUGAUGAAAAAACAGAGGAAGCAGAAUUGAAAAUUUCACCUACAUCAGAAGGCAUCAGUGGAAAGUUAGACACACAAGGAGAAGCUCAAGAUAAAACCACAGAGAAGAAAGAAAGUGAAGAACAUGAGACUGAACGUUCAGUUGACACAGAGGAUGAUCAGCAGUCAAUCAAGCCCAUUGAUGCAAGUCUACAGGGAAAAACUGGCAUAGUUACAACUGAGCCUGUCAAAGCAGAUGAAGUAACCUCAGAAAUAGCUCCUGAAGAAGCAGCUGGAAAGAGGCCUCCAGAAGGUAUCACAAAUGAAGCUGAACUACUGUCUUCUCAAGAAAAAACUAAAAUACAAGGCAGCCCUUUAAAGAAGCUCUUUACAGGUACUGGAUUAAAAAAACUGUCUGGAAAGAAGCAUAAAGGCAAAAGAGAAGAAUCUAAGUUAGGAGAACAGGGAGAACCCAUUCAGCACUUAUCAGAUUCCCCAGAUAGCCCAGAGGAACAAAAGGGGGAGAGUUCUGCUUCUUCUCCUGAGGAGACAAAUGAAAUUCCUUCUUUAGAAAAAUCUGUAGAUGGAGUACAGGUCACUGAAAAUGAAGAUUCUGCAGUUUCAGAUGUGGAGCGAAAAAGAGAAAGUGUUACACCCUGGGCAUCAUUUAAAAAGAUGGUAACUCCCAAGAAACGUGUCAGAAGACCUUCUGAAAGUGAUAAAGAAGAAGAAGUUGAUAAGACAAAGAGUGCUUCCGUGACUGCAACUGAAAACACUGUUGAUGAAAAUCAGGGAGAAUUAAAAGAAAAUGGAAUUGACCAGAAACCAGAGAAAGCCCCAGAAGAGCCCAAAAGAAAGGUUGACACCUCUGUGUCCUGGGAAGCUUUUAUAUGUGUAGGUUCUUCAAAGAAAAGAGCGAGGAAAUCGUCAUCAUCUGAUGAAGAAACUGAACACAAGCUUGGUCAGGAAAGCCAAAAAGUAGAAGAAUCUGGACACAGCAAAGAAGCGACAACAGAUGCACUUCUUACUAGCUCUCAGGAGAGUGAUCAGGGACAAGGGAAUUCUUCCCCAGAACAAGCUGGAAGCCCAUCUGAGGGUGAAGGAAUUUCAACGUGGGAAUCAUUUAAAAGGCUAGUCACUCCAAGAAGGAAAUCCAAAACCAGAAUGGAAGAGAGAACUGAAGACUCUGUUGCGGGAUCUAGCCUGGAGCAUUCAACAUCUGAUGGUGAGCCUGGAAAAGAUGAGUCUUGGGUUCCAUUUAGAAAACUGAUGACUGGACGGAGGAAGAAAAAGUCAGAUGGGAAGCUAGAACCAACUAAUCUUAAACAAGCACGGGAAGACAUGGCAGAAACAACUGAAGAAGAUUCAGAUGUUCCAGCUGUUGUUCCUUUAUCUGAAUACGAAGCAGCAGAGCAGGAUAAAAUAGAAGCCCAAGAAGCAAAAAAUACUGAAGCGAUGAGAGAGCAAGCCUCAGAGCAAGAGAGAGCAGAAAAAGUAGAGGAGACUCUAAGAAUUGAGCAGGCGCAUGAAGGGCUGGUGCAUGCAGUUACUGUUACUGUUGUGGAAGGGGAAAGGGCGGUUACUAGUAUUGAAGAAAGGUCACCAUCUUGGAUAUCUGCUGCUCUGACAGAGUGCAUUGAGCAAGCAACAGAGGAGGAAGAGAAAGAAACUGAGAAAACGUUUGGAUCGGAUGUUAUUGUGGAAGAAGAAGUGGUGGCUGCUAAGACAGUGCCAGACACGAGAAAAGAUUUAAGUGAUGACACCACAGCAAGUGAGUUAGAGCCAACCUCAGAAGCAGUGACAGCUCUGGAAGAGACUGCAGAAGCUUCUGGUGCUGAAGAAACAAUAGAAGUGUCCCUUGCUGAGGAGACAACUGAGAUGGUUUCUGCUGUUUCACAGUUGAUAGAAACUCCAGAUACUACAGAGGAAGUUACACCUGUCCAAGAAGUAGAGGCCACUGAACAAAACUUGAAAGAAUUGGAUAAACAGACACAACAAGUUCUUCACGAAGUUGCUGAAAGAGUAAAGUCAGUAGAUACAGCCCAGCUGGUUAGUGACAGAACCACGACGGCAACUGUAAUUACAACAGUGCAAGGAAUUGGGUCAGAAGUGAAAGAUGAUGCUAAAGGAGGAGAAAUUUUAGUCCAGGAAACUGUUUUGCCUGAACAGUCAUUGAAAAAAGAACAUAAGGAGGAUGACCUCCAGCCCCUGGGAGUUGCAGGAAGCAUUCAAGGCCAAGCCGGAGUUGAAGAGAGUGUCCUACAAGAAAGUUCAGAGAGAAGUGAAAUACUUGCUGCAACGGAGGAAAGCACAGAAGGACGUGAAAACGUGGGUAUUGUAAGAGAUGAAAGUCAGUGGAAGGUACGUGAAGAACCAGUUAUAGAAGACCGUGAAGAAAUAUCUGAAGCUCAGAGGACAGUAGAGGAACCUUCAUCACGAGACUUUAACAUAAUCAAAGCAGUCACUCCCAAGGAAGAGCUGUUGGCAAAGCAGGAGCCUUCAGAACAAGAGAAGCUGCCCACAACAGACUUGACAGUAGAUGAGACAAGAGAUGAAUGUAUUUCAGAAGUGCAGGCUGCAGUGCAGGACAAGACAGAAAGAGAAACCUCUACCUUGGGCCUUACAGCUGAAGAGUCUGUGCAGCUUGCAAGAGAAGACAAAAUCCUCACUGUGGGACCAGAGUGCACAGAAGCAGCUGAAACUGUGAUUCUUGCUAAGUCUGAAAGACAAGAUGAAAUUCCUCACUUAGACUCACAAGAGCAAUCUUGUGCUAAAGGAGUUCCUAGCAGGGCACCAGCCCAGAGAGAGGAAGAGGAAGAAGACACUGUGCUUCAUGGAGUUAAAAGCACAGAAAUUGCUAUUUCUGAGGUUCCUCUGCAGAAUGAGGUAGAAACCCCUGCCCUUCCUUCAGAAACAAUUGGCUCAGAAGCAGCUGCAGAUGCUGAGCAGAGUGUGAGGGAUGAGGCUGACAGGCAGAUUAUAGCAAAAGAUUCUGUGCUUAUGCUACAGCCACAAAGAGCAGAAAAAACUACUGAAACCCCCUCCCAGAGUGAUGAAACCCAAGGUGGCAAAAUGGAAGAUGCUCUGCUCGAAACUGAAACACACUUACAGAGCAAUACCGUGAUCAGUGAGGCUCCCACACAGGUUGAAGCAGACAGCAUAUCUAAUUUAGCAUCAACAAGCCCAGAUAUCACUGAAAAUGGAAGCACUGUCCUCACUGACAUAAGUCCUAAGGCAUGUGAAACACUAAGCAGCCUAGUUGAAGAAGCGACUGCAGAAAAAGAACAAGAACUGGUAGAAACUUCCAACUGUCAAUACUUUCAAAAAGAAGAAAACAAAAAUGAGCAGCCAUUGGAAGGAGCUGAAGACAUAUUUGAAUCUGGAAAUCAUGAAGCUGUGAGAGGUGAUGAAUAUUCAUCUGCUGUCCAACAAGAAGUUUUAACUGUGCAAGAGGAGGGCUCUGACUCAGCCUUCCUACAAGCUGAAAGCUUGGAGGGUCUGAAAGCGCCUGUGCUUGUAGCAGCUGCAGCAGUUGAAGAGCAUGUCAUGGCAGAAACCAUAACACCUGCAGACAAAACAGCUGAAACCGCACAGCCCUUGGCAACCACACCAGAGCAAAUGACUUCUGAAGAGGUCCCAGUUACUACUGUUGAGUAUUCAGACUGUGGGACUACAGAGCUUCAAAGUGCAGGAGCACCUGAGCCUCAAGUGACUUCUGCUUCCAUGAAUGGAAUAUCAGAAGAACCAGAAAGGCCCCAAAGUACAGGGCAAAAUGAACAAAAUGGUAUUGCUCUAAGUGACAGUCUGUCUGCCACCCACAUAGAAUUUGAGAAGGAUGUGACUAUAGAGUCCCAGAGUACAAAAAUUGUAUUGAAUGCCAUCCAGACAGCUGUUGACAAACUUGCAGAGACAGAAGAGUCAGCUGCCUUUGAGUCAGAGCAGCGCAUGAAGUCCAUAGGGAAAAGCCCAUCAGAUGCAAACACACCUGAGCUGCUGGAAAGUACACAGAUAGAUCAUCAACUUCCAAUAAAACAGAAAGAGAUGCAGAGUAAAGAACAAGAGCUCCAGCAAUCAGGAAUAGUGAAAACUGCUACUUUAACAGAGUCUGCAGGAAUUCAUGCAAUUGUAGAAAAAAUGAAAGAUGUGCUGUUAACUUCUGAGAUGCUGCAAGAUGGACAGAGUCAGAAUUCUUUAACAAUUGUGACUAGCCCUGAAGACAUUUCAAAGGAAGGUGUGAGACUUCAGAAAACAACACUAGAACUAAGUGCUUCAGAAGAUUCAACCAAAGACCCCCUAGACACACACCUACCAAUAUUAAGGGAAAAAGAGGUUGGGCGGAUUAUGGAAGUCCCAGGCCAACAUACGGAUCAGCAAACAUGCAGAGAAAGUGAGGAAGAGCAGCAUCAGCUGCUAGUGGAAGAUGGGAAAACACAGACAUGGGAGGAUGGUGGUUGCCAAGACGAAGCAUCUUGUGAUAGUCCACAAAGUCAGAAUGCAGUGGCUUCUGAGGCCUUGAAUCAGAUGAAACUCAGGGAAGACAGUGGCAUCGUGGCUCCCGAGACACACUUUUUGCUACGCUUCAGUCUCAAAAUAACUCGGGCCGGUGGGAAAGAUGACGCACUCCCCCAGUCAGUCCAGCGUUCAGCAGAACCGCGGUGCUCAGUCAAGCGGGAGGACACAAUUUCUGGGCAAUGCCAGGAGCGGGCGCGGCGUGGGGCGAGCGCACGGAGCUGCCCGGACACCCAGCACCGGGAGGGCACGUCCCUGCGCUCCCAGAGCUGA